CGCCGCUCCUCGCGCUGCCGGAGCCGCCUCAGUGCGGGAGGCGCGGGCGGACCCGCUGGAUCAUGGCUGAGCAGCGGCAGGAUAAGGCGGCGCUGAUAAGCGAGACCCGGCGGCGUUUCGAGGCGGAGUACCUGCCAGAUAAAUCAGAUAAAUAUGAUUCUAGAGAUGUGGAAAGACUUCAGCAAGAUGAUAAAUGGGUUGAAAACUACUUGAUUUGGCGUCAUGAUGUUGUGGAUGAUACUUUAAAGAUGAUUGAUGAAAGCUUUCAGUGGAGGAAAGAAUACACAGUUAAUGACUUGUCAGAAUCUGUCCUUCCGAAAUGGUUAUUUGAAAUUGGUGCUCUCUUUCUGCAUGGAUAUGAUAAAGAGGGUUAUAAGUUAUUUUGGUUCAAAGUGAAGCAUCAUACAAGAGAUCCUAAACAGCAACUUGACAAAAAGAAACUGGUUGCUUUUUGGUUGGAACAUUAUGCCAAGAGAGAUCAUGGGAAGCCCUUGACAGUAGUGUUUGACAUGGCUGAAACUGGAAUCAGUCACAUAGACUUGGAUUUUGUCCGGUUUAUUGUCAACUGUUUUACAGAUUAUUACCCAAACUUCCUCACGAAGAUAGUAAUAUUUGAAAUGCCAUGGAUAAUGAAUGCUGCUUUUAAAAUCGUGAAGGGUUGGCUUGGCCCAGAUGCAAUAAGCAUGUUAAAGUUCACAAAUAAGAAUGAUGUGCAGGAGUACAUCAGUGGAGAGUAUCUGCCACCUCACAUGGGUGGAACUGAUUCUUUCAAAUACAGUUAUCCUCCACUGGUUGAUGAUGAUUUUCAAACUCCUUUAUGUGAAAAUGGUCCCAUUACAAGUGAAGAUGAGCAUGAAAGUAAAGAAGAGAUAGAUGCAGACACCAAGGAGGCUGGGGAGCUGAAUGAAGCACAAAACCUUAAUCAGAAAAAGAUGAAUUCUAUAGAACAAAUUUCCAAAUCAGAGGAAACUGACAAAACAGAGGUCAAACCAAAAAUUGCAAAGAAAGCAUUAACCACUUUUAAAGGACCUUUAUUACAUAUCAGCCCAGCAGAAGAGCUGUAUUUUGGAUCCAAAGAAAUUGGAGAGAAAAAAUGUUUGAUAGUUCUCACAAACGUCACUAAAAAUGUAGUGGCUUUUAAAGUGAGAACAACUGCACCUGAAAAAUAUAGGGUUAAACCCAGUAACAGCAGCUGUGAGCCUGGCACAUCAUUAGAUAUAAUAGUUUCUCUUCAUGGUGGUUUUGCAGCUUCUUUGCAGGAUCGUUUCCUUAUAAUGGCAGCAGAAAUGGACCAGUCUUCUGGAGCAGGUGUGCCAGAACUGACUCAGUUUUGGAAAGAAGUCCCUAGGACCAAAGUGAUGGAACAUAGGCUUAGGUGUCAUGUCAUAGAAAGUAGUAAGCCCUCUUCUUUGUGCAGUAAUUCUAACUUAAUGAAACUGAUCUAUUUUCAGCUAACUCAUUUACUGCAGAUUAACAGAAGACUUGAAGAGCAGAUGAAUCACUGCCUCUGGUUCCAGCAGCUGUCAGUUGUUUUAUCACUGCUAUCAGUUACUGUUGCUGCCUUCUGCUUCUACCUGGCCUAUGCCCAGAGAAGCUAAAAAGAAUUGCUGUGCCCUGGAUGUGCUGCUGCCUAUCACAGUUUGUUGGAGUCAAGAAGAUUGCAGUGCUGCACUUGGAUUCUGUAACAGCCAAAAUGAGGUUUAUGAGCCUACAACAAUGAACAAGGAACAGUUUACUGGGGGAAAAAAAAGAUAGAAGAAAUGAAUGACCAGCAAACAAAAUUACUGAAAUUGUUGUCUAAGUUGACACUUACAAUAGGGCAUGAGGAAGAUGUUAAAGCUAGGACCUGCUUUUCACUGUACAACUCAAUAAAAAUCACUGAACUGGAAGGAGGAAACCAAAUACAACAUUAUUUGAGACUGUUGUGCUUUUUUCCCCUCUAUUCAACUACUUUAAAUAUGAUAUUUCAUUUCUUUUCAUCAUAUUCAUUCUUACAUUUUUAAUCACUCCCAUAGAAAAUGCAAGCAGUCAACUUAGUGUGUUCCAAGGUUAAUCUCUUCAUCCAGGAAAAUUUACAGAAAUUACGUAGUACAGAUGGAUUUUUUAUAUAAUCUGUGUACGUACAUGCACAUAAAGGAAGAUAUUUGUUGUUAGUAACUACUUUGGUAAUUCAGACUCAUUGCUCUCACUGGUUAAAUUCCUUAUUUUUGUGCUUCUUCUAAAUGAAAAAAUUAUUGUAAACAUUUCUUACCAAGUAAUAUACGCACAAGAUAAGACACUCUUCCUAUUCUCUUUUUUUUCUUGAAAAGUAACUUGUAUUCAAAUUACAGGAGUGUGGGAGCUGACUUCUUCACUGUGAUGGCCUAUUAUUGGUUCAUAAAAAGGCUGUUAAAUAGUCAGUGUAAGAAUGUACUCUGAGUUGUGUAAUAUGGUUAAAUUACAUAUGAAAUUAUGAAAAAAGCAAGUUAAAUCAGGAAGAUUAAAUACACUUGAAGACAACAAAAGUAUUAUAUCUGCCAUUUCACAGAAAUUGUUGUGGAAAUGGUGCAUGAAGCUAGAAAGAACUUUGCUAACAAGGAUUCUUUGUACUCAUUGUUGUAAAUAUGUAUAUUAAAAUGAUAAAAACUUAAAAGGAGACUGAUGGUAUCUUUCAUAUAUUUAAAAUUUUCACUCUUUAAGAGAUUAAAAAAUUUAAAAUAAUUAUGUUGCUCAAAUUAAUUUUUGCUACAAAUUGGCUUUGUAACAUAUCUAUUUGUUUUGUCUGCUGACUUCAAUAGAUGAGAAGUAAUUAUUAAGGAAAAAUAAAGGUCAUACUCUGCUUCUGUCUUUUUGCUUACAGUAUGUUGGUGAUGUAGGAUCAUUGCAAAGAAAUAGAAAAGGGCAGUUUAAAAUAAUAAACUAAUAAAAUAAUAACUAAUAAAGACAGCAAUAUGAUGACUAAAAAAAUGCCAUGUAAAAAGUAAGGUUACAGAAAUGUUUGGUGCACAGUCUUCUGUCCUCUCUUAAUUUAUACAAUGGUUUACCACAUCUGCUUUUUUCUUAAUUUUUCACUAAUCUCAUUUCUGCCUAGUUUGUUUCUCAGUAUUUUGUAUUCCUAAUGAUUUGGCAAUUUAUAUUGUUGACUGCUUAUAACGAAGCUGUUGCUUGGGUUAUUUUUAUGUGCAUGCAACUCAAAUGCUUUGCUUCCAACAAAAUGGGUUGUUGUCUUAGUGAGAAAAGUAACAAAGUAAUUUGUAACCUUAAGAUAAUAAUAACCAUGCUAUUAAAAUUCCAAUUCCUUAAUUUGAGUGGAUUGAAUAGCACUUUACUGUAAAAUUACCAGAAAUAUAUUCUUAGAGUCUUUGCCAAUAUGAAUAUUUUAAUGUUUUGGUGCUUUCAUAUAUUUUCAGUAUUUUAUUACUUAUUUUAUUAUUGGUAUUUUCUUUGUAUGAAUCAGAUGAACAUCUUUUCUAUUUUAAUAUGUUUUAGAAAAAUACAGUUAAAAAAAUAAAUAUAAGUAAAUACA
Molecule: messenger RNA, 3505 nt
Organism: Cyanistes caeruleus (blue tit)
Lineage: Eukaryota; Metazoa; Chordata; Aves; Passeriformes; Paridae
Source: RefSeq, a predicted model, not a curated record